This is a messenger RNA of Pogonomyrmex barbatus (red harvester ant), 5274 nucleotides long. Its product is annotated as fatty acid synthase-like. The record is from RefSeq and is a predicted model, not a curated record. Gene Ontology annotation, biological process: fatty acid biosynthetic process. Gene Ontology annotation, molecular function: phosphopantetheine binding; 3-oxoacyl-[acyl-carrier-protein] synthase activity; fatty acid synthase activity. Lineage: Eukaryota; Metazoa; Arthropoda; Insecta; Hymenoptera; Formicidae.
UUUCUUUGGACGGAAAAUACUUUGACUUGCAAAAAUACAAAAAUAAAAGCUUAAAAAUACAAUAGAUGUGAUAUUAUCAAUAACAAUUACCUAUUAUAAAGUCUAAUAAUAGCCUGCGAUAAAUAUUUGAGUAGAAGUUUAUAUACACUCAUUCAUUAUUAGGGUGGUCAAUCAAAACAAGUCAAACAAUACUGCAGUAAGAUUGUCAAUAUUAAAACUAGCUUAUAAACAUUGCUUGAUAAGUAUAAAUAAUAAAAUUAAUAUCUAAAGUGCAGAUAAGAUUUUUACAGAUUAUAUAAAAAAAUAAUUGAAAUCAUGGAUAAAAAGAAAACAUAUAAACCGUGUGCUGAUAUUGACUCGGGAUGUGAAAUCGUUAUUUCUGGCAUUGCCGGUAGGUUUCCAAACUCAGACAACAUGAAUCAGUUACGAGAAAAUCUAUUUAAUAAAGUUGAUCUCGUUAGAGCAGAUCAUAAUCGUUGGAAAAUAGAGCAUCCAGAUUUACCUAACCGUAUGGGAACAAUCAACAAUGUAGAAAAAUUUGAUGCGGAUUUCUUCGGAUUCUCUUCCGAGCAAGCACAUACAUGCGAUCCUAUGGUAAGAAUAUUAUUGGAACAUUCUUAUGAAGCAGUUAUCGAUGCGGGAAUAAAUCCAAAACAAUUACGGGGAAAAAAUACUGCAGUGAUUAUAGGGGCAUCUUUUCUUGAAACACAAGAGAAAUUUCUGUAUGAGGAUAUUCAGGUAGACGGUGUGAAUGUUAUUGGAUGUAGCAAAUCUGCAACAGCAAACAUGAUUUCGUAUCAUUUAGAUCUCAAAGGACCAUCUUAUACAAUCGAUACGGCCUGCAGUUCUGGUCUUCAUGCCGUGGCCGUCGGUUAUCAUUGUAUCACGUCAGGCAUUUGCGAAGACGCAAUAAUUGGGGCUGCAAAUCUAUGUUUCCAUCCAAUUAUUAAUCUGCAGUUCGCUCGUCUUGGUGUUUUGUCAUCCGAUGGUUAUUGUAGACCUUUUGAUAUGACCGCAAGCGGUUAUUCACGUAGUGAAACAGUGGCUGUGUUAUACCUUCAAAAGGCGAAGAAUGCGAAAAGAAUUUAUGCCAUAUGUUCACAUGUUAAAAUAAACAAUGAUGGUUACAAAGAAGAAGGAAUAACAUAUCCAUCAACGUUUAUGCAAAGUACUUUAUUAAUGGAAGUUUAUAAUGAGUGCGGAGUACCGACAUCUUGCUUAGAUUACAUUGAAGCACAUGGUACUGGAACCAAAGCAGGUGAUCCUCCAGAAAUCAAUGCUAUACAUAAUGUUUUGUGUAAAAAUAGAGAAAGUCCAUUAAUGAUCGGUUCUGUAAAAUCCAAUCUUGGCCAUGCAGAACCUGCCAGUGGUUUUACUCAAAUUGCUAAGGUAAUAAUUGCACUAGAAACCGGAUAUGUUUCACCAAAUAUCAAUUAUACAUCACCACGAGAUGAUAUAGAUGCCUUAAUAAAUGAUACUCUUUGUGUUGUCCAAGAAGCAAUGCCACUUAAAAAUGGUUAUAUAGGUAUCAAUUCUUUCGGUUUUGGAGGAUCUAAUGCUCAUAUGUUGUUAAAGUGGAAUGACAAACAAAAACUUAACAAUGGAGCAUCGUAUGAUGACUUGCCAAGACUCGUAAUAUUAUCUGGUCGUACUGAAGAAUCAGUACAGUUAUUUUUAAACGACAUCAUUAAUUCUCAAAUAGAUAUAGAAUAUAUUCGUUUACUACAUAAUGUCUAUGCAGACAAUAUAGAUGGUCAUUCGUGGAGAGGAUAUACCGCAUUAAAUACUUUUGAAGAAAAGUCGAUAAAGAAAAUUCAAAAAUACAAUAAUAUGAAAAGGCCUAUUUGGUUCAUAUUUUCUUCUUUAGGCUCGCAAUGGCCAGGAAUGGGUCGAAAUUUAUUGAAAUUUCACGUCUUUGCAAAUACAAUACAAAUGUGCGAUGCUAUUUUAAAACCAUAUGAUAUAAAUAUAACAGACAUUUUGACAAAUACAGAUGAAAGGGUAUGCGAAGAUGCGUUACAUGCAUUUGUUGGAAUCGUAGCUGUUCAGAUUGGUUUAGUAGAUCUUCUAACAUCUUUAGGGAUUAUUGCGGAUUAUAUGAUAGGAUAUUCUGCUGCUGAACUUGGUUGCGCGUACGCGGAUAAAUGUCUCACUAUUGAACAAACUAUUCUAUCAGCAUACUUUAUAGGCUUGGCAUGUGUCAAGAAAGAAAAGAUAAUACAUAGCUCUAUGGUAAUUGUCAAUCUUAAUUAUAAAUGUCUCAAAAAAAUAUGUCCAACGGGAAUCGAAGUAGUAUGCCACAAUAGUGAAAGUAGCAGCGUUGUAAUUGGACCCGCGGAAUCCAUACAAAAAUUUAUGGAAAAAUUACAGAUACCGUAUCACAGUUAUUACAUCGCUUCCAUCAAAACUCAGCUUUUGCUUGAUUUGAAAAAAGUAAUAUCACAGCCAAAAGAACGAAGUUCAAAAUGGAUCAGUACAUCUGUACCUCGUUCCAAGUGGUCCACUGCAGCAUCAAAGCUAUCAUCGGCGGAAUAUCACACGAAUAGCAUAUUGAAUAUCGUUUUUUUUGAACAAACAACACAUUUAAUUCAAAAUAAUGCUGUGACUAUCGAAAUUGCACCCGACAGCGUUUUGCAGAAUAUUUUAAAUGAAUCUUUGCAUCCAGAAGUAACAAAUAUCACAUUAACACAACAUGGAAAGUUUGAAAUAACCGAAGAAAAUAGCGUUAUAGUAACAGGUAUAGUGUACGAAACCCUGAAUCCGGAACAGGACAUGAUUCCUACAAAUUUAUUACCCCAGAAUAAUGACGAAGAAGAACAUAUGACUAAUCGAGAUAUUUACAAGGAGUUAAAACUACGCGGUUAUCAAUACAGUGGCGGAUUCCGUGGCUUAAAGACGGCAUCUAUUUCAGGAAAUAAAGGACAUAUUGCUUGGACAGGCAAUUGGGUAACAUUCAUGGAUACUAUGCUACAAAUGCAGAUUAUUGGAUACGACACUAGAGAUUUAUAUGUUCCAACAAGCAUUCAAAAAUUAAUAAUUAAUCCUGUACUUCACACAAGUAAGCUACAACAGGACAUAGCAUCAGCAGAAGAAAAACAAUUAGCGGUGCGAGUGUAUAGAGAAAUAGACACGAUUAUAGCUGGCGGAAUAGAAAUUCGAGGUCUCAAUGCUACCCAGAUUUCUCGUCGUAAACUGGUCCAAGACGCUGUAAUCGAAAAACAUAUAUUUGUAGCUCACCAUGAUUAUGCUACGAUUUCUUUAAAUGAAGCAAUACGGAUAGCCGCACAACUUGCACUUGAAGAUCAUCAGAUUAUAAAAGUGAAAACUAUCGAAGUAGUGGAAGAUAUCGAUAGUAUUACAGUAAAUAAUCUCUCAUCUUCCUUUUUGCUUAAGGCUUUUGGCGAUACGCCCAUGAUACAAGCAAAUAUUAAUUUAUUAACAUCUCCAAGUCGCUUCAAUCCGACAGAUCUAUCGUCAAAUAUUUUAAUUGGAGAUAUAAACACGCGAACAGUAGACGACAAAGCUUUAAUAGUUGCUGGUUUCAAUCUUUUAACAAAAAAACAAAUUUCAUUAGAACGACUUUUGUCAUUUUUGAGAGAAGGUGGUUAUCUGCUCUCUCGCGAGAGAUGCAAUGUAAUUGACUACGACAAAUAUCUGCAGCAAUAUAAAUUAAAUGUUAUUCUCGAAAAACGCACUGAUGAGGAAACAAUUGUGCUUUUGAAAAAAAAAGUUCAAAUAGGGAAAAUAACUACCGUUUAUAUAAAUAAUGAUGAUUUUAAUUGGCUGGAAGAUCUAAAGUCGCUUGUAAGUAAUGAAAGCAAUAUUGAUAAAACUAGUAGAAUUGUAAUUGUAGGAGAUGAUUUUGAGUGCGGUUUGUUGGGUUUCAAUUGCUUGAGAAAAGAGCCAGGUGGAGAAAUUGUCAGAGGUGUGCUCAUUCAAGAUGAAAAAGCGCCCAAGUUUUCAUUACAAAAUUCCUUUUAUUUACAACAAUUACAAAAAGAUAUAGCCAUUAAUGUACUACGAUCUAAUAAGACCUGGGGAUCGUACAGACAUUUACGAUUACCGCAACUAACAGCCGAACUUGUAUCAUCGGCUCAUGUUUGCCAAAAUGUACGGGGUGAUUUAAGUACAUUUUGUUGGAUAGAAAACAAUCGGUCUAUCGAUUUUUGUCAUCAAAACUUGGUACAUGUAAUCUAUUCAUCAUUGAAUUUUAAAGAUGUGAUGUUGGCUACUGGAAAAUUAGUAUUGCAACUAAAUUCCCAGGGACGAUGUUUUUCACAUAUGCCUCUUGGAAUGGAAUAUGUGGGUUAUGAUGCCAAUGGCCAACGCGUAAUGGGACUCCGUGAUACUAAUUGUAUAGCAAAUAUUGUUCACAAAGAUGAAGGUUUUUGUUGGAAAAUACCUGAUGCAUGGACAUUUGAAGAGGCAGCAACGGUGCCUUGCGUUUACAGCACUGUCUAUUUUGCUUUGUAUAUUUGUGGGAAAAUGAAAAAAGGGAAUAAAAUACUUAUACAUUCCGGAACCGGUGGAAUUGGACAAGCGGCAAUUAAUCUCGCUCUUCAUGAAGGAUGCGAAGUAUUCACUACCGUGGGCACAAGUGAUAAACGUGACUUUAUUAAAAGACUUUUCCCGACAAUUCUCGACGAACACAUUGGAAAUUCUAGAGACACCAGUUUUGAACAAAUGAUAAUGUGGCAAACACAUGGUCGUGGAGUUGACAUCGUGUUAAAUUCUUUGGCGGAAGAAAAGCUAAUCGCAUCCGUUCGCUGUUUAGCGCGAAACGGUUGUUUCUUGGAGAUUGGCAAGGUAGACAUGGUUUCUAAUAAUCCUUUAAGCAUGUCCGCGUUUCAGAAAGGUAUUAGCUUUUAUGGCGUUCUACUGGACAAUAUGUGUAAUGGCAGUCACAAAUAUAAAUUUUUAUUAUCCAAUAUGGUGAGUGAGGGUCUUAAGAAUGGAGCUAUUAAACCAAUUCAAGCAAAAAUUUUUCCGAAAUCGGAGAUUGAAGCAGCGUUUAGAUAUAUGGCCAGUGGAAAACAUAUGGGAAAGAUUAUUAUAAAUAUCCAGGAGCAAGAUAAACCUUUAGAUAAAUCCGUUGUUGCAUAUCGCCGUUAUUAUUGUGUCAAAGACAAGAGUUAUGUUAUACUAGGAGGGCUAGGUGGAUUCGGUUUGGAGUUAAUCGAUUGGUUGAUAUUCCGAGGCGCCAGAAACGUUGUAAUCAUCUCGCGAAAUGGAAUAAAAAAUGGUUAUCAGCGUAUGAAAGUUAGAUUAUGGGAA